Messenger RNA from Phaedon cochleariae (mustard beetle), 1808 nucleotides. The record is from the annotation of a GenBank genome assembly. NCBI's taxonomy places the organism in Eukaryota, Metazoa, Arthropoda, Insecta, Coleoptera, Chrysomelidae.
UGAUAGCAGUGUCAGAACUGUCAGCACCGUAUGUUCAAAAUAUUGAUGUCUUAUUAAUUUUUGUAACAAUGCAAUGAAAUAAAGUAUUUGAAGAUGUCCUACAAUAAUGCACUACUGAAUGAUCUGUUUCCCAAGGGUUAUACAGAUGACUGGGAUUCAGAUCACAUUGAAAAAUGUUUGUUCAAAUUGGGAACCUACAAAGUCAGUGAUUUAUUGAAAAAAUCAGAGGCAAUGAAAUCUGAAAGAGUUACUUUGGAGGAGCGGAUACAAGAAUUAGCCAUUACCAAUUAUAAAACAUUCAUUGAAACUGCUGAAUGUUCACAGGAGUUAUUCAGUCAAUACAAUGGCAUAGAAAAAAAACUAGAUAAGCUCUUGUAUGAUAUUCCCAAUUUCGAGGAGAAAUGUGCCACAUUUGGAGAGAAAUCUGGCAGUAUCAGUCAAUGGAGAAAACAGAACUCAUCCACUUUGGAGAAAAGUGCCCAAAUUCUUGAGAUUCUGGAGCUGCCACAACUGAUGAACUCUUUCAUAACUGAUGGAUUGUAUGAAGAUGCCUUAGAGUUGGCUGGUUAUGUGAGAAAGCUAGAAAGUAAAAACUCAGAUAUUCCUAUUUUCAAAAGUAUCGUUGCUGAUAUUGAUAAGGCAUGGCUCCUAAUGUUACAUCAGCUUGUUUCUCAACUGAGAGGGGAUCUGUCUUUGCCAAAGUGCCUUCAGAUUCUAGGGAUUUUAAGGAGAAUGGAAGUUUUUUCUGAAACUGAACUACGUUUGAAAUUUUUGCAGUGUAGGAGUUGUUGGUUGGACCAUUGCUUAGAAAUUAUUCCAAAAAAUGAAGUGAGUCAUCACUUGAGUAAAACAAUAGAAGUGACAAGAGUUAAUUUAUUCAAUAUACUUACUCAGUAUAGGGCAGUUUUCAAUGAUGAUGAAAGAGGGCCAUUAAUUUUGAGUACAACAACUAAUUUGAAUGUCAACCAGAAUCUCAUUCUCUUCAGUUGGAUCAAAAGCAAAAUUUCAGAUUUUUUGCUUACUUUGGAAAGUGACCUUCAAGAUUUGACACCUAUAGAGUCUAUCUUGGACCAGUGCAUGUAUUUUGGUGCAUCUUUCAGCAAAAUCGGCUGUGACUUCAGAACAUCCAUGAUACCAAUCUUCACGAAAAAAAUCUGCAAGGAUUUCAAAGAGUCUGUUUUCGAAGGGAACAAGACUUUUGAGAAAAACAUUGACAGGUUCACUCUGAUAGAUAAAAACUACCCAGGCAUUCCAUGGAAGACAAAAAGUGAGAACCAAAUGCAACCACCUGAUAGUCUACUGGAAUUCUAUCCUCUGGCUGAAUACACAAAUAAUAUUCUGUCUGCUCUGAAUAAUUUGAGGUUGUGUGCUCCUAUCGCCAUUCUGGAUGAAAUUGUAGCUACUUUAGAGGCCUCCUUAGUAGUAAUAUCGAAAUUGCUCUUGAAACUCUACAUACAGGAGCAACAAGCUUUUUCUACCACUUCCAAAGAUGCAUUCACCAGGCUCUGCAUGAGUUUUUCUGAUGACUUAGUGCCUUACUUGCAGAAAUGCUUGCACAUCAUUUAUCAACCUAGUCAGAUCGCAUCGACACUUGGAGUUAGUGUGAAGAUUUUACAGGAUGAAGGUAUAACAUUCUUGAAUAGGGAACUUGUUAUUGCUCCCAUUGUACAUUUGCUUCCCAUGAAAACUGACUCAGAAAAUAUUUGUAUCAUAGAAGCUGUCCAGUAAUCUUUUUGUGAAUUGUACAGUAGCUUAUUAUUUAAAUUCUGUCUGUAUUAUUUUGAAAUAAAUCAUUUUAUGAAAACUAA